CCCACCACUAGCUCACUGAGUUCUCGUUUCCCCUUCUUGCAAACAAUUAUGACCAUGGCUGGUCCAUUCGUCACCUUUGUUUGUCUACUCAUAGUGCUACCUCAAAUCCAGGCCGUUUCUAUCCCCUACAAUGGAACUGUACCUCUUCAGGGGUGUCAGAUACCUUGUAUGACCGAGGUUAAUUUGCACUUGUUCUUGCACCAAUUCGUCGACGGACCAAACCAGCCAAAUCGCAAUGAGGAAACCUUGGUACAAACAAGUUUUCCUUUUGGGUUUGGGACAACGAUAGUCCAUGACUGGACUCUUACCGAGACAACAAAUUCCAAAGAUACCGUUGUUGCACGUGCACAAGGCGUGCAUGUCCAGGCUGGUUUAACCAAGGAUAAUAGAUGGUACAUGACUCAUAACAUAGAGUUUGAGCAAGUAAGGUUUGCAGGGUCUACCCUUCAGGUGAUUGGCAUAACAGCGGGUUUGGAAAGUGGCCAGUGGUCCAUUGUCGAUGGGACUGGUCAGUUCAUUAUGACACAGGGUAUAAUAAGUUUCACAAAUCAUCCUGCCUCUACUUGGGAAGAUGGUAUUAAAGAACUUAAUAUCCGUGUACGCUACACGACUCCGCAACCUGUAAUGCAGCUAUGGCUCCGGCUCUCGCAGAAGACCGCCUUAAUUCUUUGA
Molecule: messenger RNA, 672 nt
Organism: Aegilops tauschii subsp. strangulata
Lineage: Eukaryota; Viridiplantae; Streptophyta; Magnoliopsida; Poales; Poaceae
Product: dirigent protein 13-like
Source: RefSeq, a predicted model, not a curated record